CCGGGGCCCGGGCCGCAGCCGGACUCGGAGCCCGAGGGAGCGAUCGGCGCGCGGGCAGCCGGGGCCCGGGCGCGCUGCGGGGGCGCGGCGAGGCCGAGGGGGCGGGCGCCGGGCGGAGCCGCAGCCGGAGCCGGGGCGCCUGGAGGCGAUCAGGCCGCGCUCUCCGAGCUCAGAGCAGCGGAGAGACCGUGCGGCGGGGGUCGGGGCCGGAGCGCAGCCCCGGGGCUGAGGUGGGCCAGGAGGAGCUGCGGCCGCAGCGGCCGGAGGGGCGCCGGGACCCUCCCCAGGGGCGCGGAGGCCGGGCGGGCCCAGGCCAUGCGCGCCGCUCGCUGAGGCCGCGGGAGGCCGAGAUGGAGGCGCCGGCGGGGGAGCACCCGGCUCGGGGCUGCGGCCCCCCGCCCGCGCCUGUCCUGGAGAGGAAGAAGAGCCACCGCGCGCCGUCGCCGGCGCGGCCCAAGGACGUGGCCGGCUGGUCGCUGGCCAAGGGCCGCCGCGGCCCAGGCCCGGGUGCCGCAGCCGCCGGCAGCGCCGCGUCCUCCGCGCGGCCCGACAAGAAGGGGCGCGCGGUGGCGCCCGGGGCGCGGGGCGCAGGGACGCGGGUGGCCGGGGUCCGCACCGGGGUCCGCGCUAAGGGCCGCCCGCGCCCGGGUACCGGGCCACGACCGCCGCCGCCGCCGCCCAGCCUCACUGACAGCAGCUCGGAGGUGUCGGACUGCGCGUCGGAGGAGGCGCGCCUGCUGGGCCUGGAGCUGGCGCUGAGCAGCGACGCCGAGUCGGCGGCCGGGGGCCCGGCGGGGGCCCGCCCGGGGCAGCCGCCCCAGCCCGCGCCGCCCGCACAGCAGCCUCCGCGGCCGCCCGCCUCCCCCGAUGAGCCGUCGGUGGCCGCGUCGUCGGUGGGCAGCAGCCGCCUGCCCCUCAGCACCUCACUCGCCUUCUCCGACCUCACCGAGGAGAUGCUGGACUGCGGGCCCGGAGGCUUCGUGCGGGAGCUGGAGGAGCUGCGCUCGGAGAACGACUAUCUCAAGGAUGAGAUCGAGGAGCUGCGGGCGGAGAUGCUGGAGAUGCGGGACGUCUACAUGGAGGAGGACGUGUACCAGCUGCAGGAGCUGCGGCAGCAGCUGGACCAGGCCAGCAAGACCUGCCGCAUCCUGCAGUACCGGCUGCGCAAGGCCGAGCGCCGCAGCCUCCGCGCUGCCCAGACGGGCCAGGUGGACGGUGAGCUCAUCCGUGGCCUGGAGCAGGACGUCAAGGUCUCGAAGGACAUCUCCGUGCGGCUGCAUAAGGAGCUCGAGGCGGUGGAGAAGAAACGGGCGCGGCUGGAAGAGGAGAACGAGGAGCUUCGGCAGCGGCUCAUUGAGACUGAGCUGGCCAAGCAGGUGCUGCAGACGGAGCUGGAGCGGCCGAGAGAGCAUUCCUUAAAGAAAAGAGGAACCCGCUCCCUGGGGAAGACAGACAAGAAGUCUUCGGUGCAGGAGGACAGCGCCGACCUGAAGUGCCAGCUGCACUUCGCCAAGGAGGAGUCGGCCCUCAUGUGCAAGAAGCUCACCAAGCUAGCCAAGGAGAACGACAGCAUGAAGGAGGAGCUGGCCAAGUACCGCUCGCUCUACGGCGAUCUGGACAGCGCCCUGUCGGCGGAGGAGCUGGCGGCCGCGCCCCACUCGCGGGAGAGCGAGCUGAAGGCGCACCUGAAGCUGGUGGAGGAGGACGCCAACCUGCUGAGCCGCCGCAUCGUGGAGCUGGAGGUGGAGAACCGGGGCCUGCGGGCCGAGAUGGACGACAUGAGGGAUCACGGGGGCGGCUGUGGGGGCCCGGAGGCACGGCUGGCCUUCGCGCUGGGGGGCAGCGAGUGCGGGGAGAGCCUGGCGGAGCUGCGGCGACACCUGCAGUUCGUGGAGGAGGAGGCGGAGCUGCUGCGGCGCUCCUCGGCGGAGCUCGAGGACCAGAACAAGCUGCUGCUGAGCGAGCUGGCCAAGUACCGCUCGGAGCACGAGCUGGACGUGACGCUGUCGGAGGACAGCUGCUCCGUGCUCAGCGAGCCCUCGCAGGAGGAGCUGGCGGCGGCCAAGCUGCAGAUCGGCGAGCUCAGCGGCAAGGUCAAGAAGCUCCAGUACGAGAACCGCGUGCUCCUCUCCAACCUCCAGCGCUGCGACCUCGCCUCCUGCCAGAGCGCGCGGCCCAUGCUGGAGACGGACGCCGAGGCCGGGGACUCGGCCCAGUGUGUGCCCGCCGCCCUCGACGAGGCCCACGGGCCCCAUGCUGCCCGGCUCUGCAGAGCCAGGGAGGCUGAGGCGCUGCCUGGACUGAGGGAGCAGGCGGCCCUGGUCAGCAAGGCCAUCGACGUCCUGGUGGCCGAUGCCAAUGGCUUCUCGGCUGGCCUCCGCCUGUGUCUGGACAACGAGUGUGCUGACUUUCGGCUGCACGAGGCCCCUGACAACAGCGAGGGCCCCAGGGACACCAAGCUCAUCCAUGCCAUCCUGGUGCGGCUGAGCAUGCUCCAGCAGGAGCUCAAUGCCUUCACGCGGAAGGCGGACUCCGUCCUUGGGAGUUCUGCCAAGGAGCAGCCAGAGCCCUUCUCCUCACUACCCUCCUUGGGCUCCCAGGGGCCUUCCAAGGAGAUUCUCCUGGCCAAAGACCUUGGCUCGGACUUCCAGCCGCCGGACUUCAGGGACCUGCCGGAAUGGGAGCCCAGGAUACGAGAAGCCUUUCGCACUGGUGACUUGGACUCCAAGCCCGACCCUAGCCGGAGCUUCAGGCCUUACCGAGCUGAAGACAAUGAUUCCUACGUCUCUGAGAUCAAGGAGCUGCAGCUGGUGCUCGCCGAGGCCCACGACAGCCUCCGGGGCCUGCAAGAGCAGCUCUCCCAGGAGCGGCAGCUACGGAAAGAGGAGGCCGACAACUUCAACCAGAAGAUGGUCCAGCUAAAGGAGGACCAGCAGAGGGCGCUCCUAAGGCGGGAGUUUGAGCUGCAGAGUCUGAGCCUCCAGCGGAGGCUGGAGCAGAAAUUCUGGAGCCAGGAGAAGAACAUGCUGGUGCAGGAGUCCCAGCAGUUCAAGCACAACUUCCUGCUGCUCUUCAUGAAGCUCAGGUGGUUCCUCAAGCGCUGGCGGCAGGGCAAGGUUUUGCCCAGCGAGGGGGAUGACUUCCUUGAGGUAAAUAGCAUGAAGGAGCUGUACCUGCUAAUGGAGGAAGAAGAAUUAAACGCCCAGCAUUCUGAUAACAAGACCUGCACAGGGGACAGCUGGACCCAAAACACGCCCAACGAGUACAUCAAGACGCUGGCCGACAUGAAGGUGACGCUGAAGGAGCUGUGCUGGCUGCUCCGGGAUGAACGCCGUGGUCUGACCGAGCUGCAGCAACAGUUUGCCAAGGCCAAGGCCACCUGGGAGACAGAGCGAGCAGAGCUCAAGAGCCAUACCGCCCAGAUGGAGCUGAAGGCUGGGAAGGGGGCCGGGGAGCGGGCGGGGCCCGACUGGAAGGCAGCCCUGCAGAGGGAGCGUGAGGAGCAGCAGCACCUCCUGGCUGAGUCCUACAGCGCCGUCAUGGAGCUGACGCGGCAGCUGCAGAUCAGCGAGCGCAACUGGAGCCAGGAGAAGCUGCAGCUGGCGGAGCGGCUUCAGGGUGAGAAGCAGCAGGUGGAGCAGCAGGUAAAGGAGCUGCAGAACCGCCUGAGCCAGCUGCAGAAGGCUGCUGACCCCUGGGUCCUGAAGCACUCGGACCUGGAGAAGCAAGACACUGGCUGGAAGGAGACACGCAGUGAGAAGAUCCACGACAAGGAGGCUGUUUCUGAAGCUGAGCUUGGGGGAACCGGCUUAAAGAGGACCAAAUCUGUUUCCUCCAUGUCUGAGUUUGAAAGUUUGCUUGACUGUUCCCCCUACCUUGCCAGCGAAGGGGCCCGGGGCAAGAAGCUGCCAAACAACCCUGCCUUUGCCUUUGUGGGCACCCAGCCAGUGGACCCAGAGAAGGAUGCCCAGGAACAGCCAGGGCUCUCACCAAGGGACUGCAGCCGCCUGGGCGCCCUGGCCUGCCAGGACCCGGCAGGGAGGCAGAUGCAGCGCAGCUACACAGCUCCCGACAAGACGGGCAUCCGCGUCUACUACAGCCCCCCGGUGGCCCGGCGCCUGGGUGUGCCCGUGGUCCAUGACAGGGAGGGCAAGAUCAUCAUCGAGCCUGGCUUCCUCUUCACCACAGCCAAGCCCAAAGAGUCGGCUGAGGCUGACGGGCUGGCCGAGAGCUCCUACAGCCGGUGGCUCUGCAACUUCUCACGGCAGCGCCUGGACGCGGGCUCAGGAGGCAGCCCCUCGGCGUCCGGGCCUGGCUUCCCAGCGGCCCUGCACGACUUUGAGAUGUCAGGCAACAUGAGCGACGACAUGAAGGAGAUCACCAACUGCGUGCGCCAGGCCAUGCGCUCGGGCUCGCUGGAGAGGAAAGUGAAGAGCACGUCCAGCCAGACAGUGGGCCUAGCCAGUGUGGGCACGCAGACCAUCCGCACGGUCAGUGUGGGGCUGCAGACCGACCCGCCCCGCAGCAGCCUCCACAGCAAGAGCUGGUCACCCCGUAGCUCCUCGCUCGUGUCUGUGCGCAGCAAGCAGAUCUCCUCCUCCCUGGACAAGGUGCACUCGCGCAUCGAGCGGCCAUGCUGCUCGCCCAAGUAUGGCUCGCCAAAGCUCCAGAGGCGGUCUGUGUCCAAGCUGGACAGCGCCAAGGACCGCAGCCUGUGGAACCUGCACCAGGGCAAGCAGAACGGCUCGGCCUGGGCCCGCUCCACCACCACGCGGGACAGCCCCGUACUGAGGAACAUCAAUGAUGGGCUGUCCAGCCUCUUCAGUGUGGUAGAGCACUCGGGGAGCACCGAGUCUGUCUGGAAACUGGGCAUGUCCGAGGCCCGGGCCAAGCCUGAGCCGCCCAAGUACGGCAUUGUGCAGGAGUUCUUCCGCAACGUGUGUGGCCGGGCACCAAGCCCCACCUCGGCGACAGGGGAGGAGAGCACCAAGAAGCCAGAGCCCCUCUCCCCGGCCAGCUACCAUCAGCCGGAGGGCAUGGCCAGGAUCCUGAACAAGAAGGCAGCCAAGUCAGGCAGCAGCGAGGAGGCCCGACUCUCCGUGCUGCCCCAGGUGGGGAAGGAUGGUGUCCCCCGGGAUGGAGACGGAGCCAUGGUCCUUCCCAAUGAGGAUGCCGUUUGUGACUGUAGCACCCAGUCUCUCACCUCCUGUUUUGCCCGGCCAUCCCGCUCUGCCAUCCGCCACUCUCCUUCCAAGUGCAGGCUGCACCCUUCAGAGUCCGGCUGGGGUGGGGAGGAGAGGGCAGCCCCCCCCAGCGAGUGACAGAGCAGCCGAGCUCCCCGCCUCGACCAGCCCAGUCCCUGGAUAGCUGAAAGGAACCAGCGGAGAGGAGAGGCGACAAGGCGAGGAGCCCGUGCCCUCAGCGUCAUCUAGCCCUGGGGGACAGCAGCUGCACCACUGCCAGAGAACAGCCUUCCCAUCCAGGUAAAGCGGGGUCUCCUGCUGACCGCUGGGUGGUGCUCUCCGACUUCCCAGGGGAAGGCAGUGAGUGGGAGAAAGACCAAAACUGGGCUUCGGAAGCGUCUACAGAGAGAUCCGUUGGAACCCAAUCCCUGGGUCCUGAGGGAGAGCCUUGCCUGCUUCUAUACACAGCCACUUCUCAGAAGAGCCAAGGAAAGGAUACACUUCUGGCAGUGCCCUCAGGGAAGGGGCUCACAGAGAUGUUCGUGGCCAGCCACAUUCCCUUCAUGGGCAGGAAACGCCGACGAGAACAGGCUUUGCUCUGGGCUCAGUUUAGGGUUCCUGGUGGAGCUGGGCCGGGCACCGUGCCCAUCCCUUCCUCCCCUCCACCGCCUCCUCUGCUCAGCCCCUGCUCUGGAUUGCUGUGACUCCAGGGGGUAUGAUAGGGCCGAAGCAAGGGCCAGGUAUCUGCUUGGAAUCCUGGAGCCCCGGAGCUCCCUGCCCAGAGCUUGGAUGCAGUGAGGACUGGAAGACGAAGUGGGAAUGUGUGGGCUUCGGGCUGGGGGCCCUGGAACUGCCUCCCUUGCCAAGGUGAUCGGGGGACCCCAACCUUCCCACAAGACUCCUUGAGGACAGAAACAGGUAGAGUCAGUCUUAAGAGCUGGUACACAGAUAAUGCCUAAAUGCCCACAGCCUUGAUUGCUGGGGCCUCUUGCCCCAGCAUCCUGGAAGGGCGCCACUGUGUUUACAUCCUGCAGCUGGUGCAGGGCAAAGAUAUUCCCAGUAAGAGACUCCCAGUUGGCCAGGCCAGGCCAAGGAGCACUCCAGGAGGCCCGUGCCCCAGGACACGGUGGUAGACUGGGGCCUGGAAACACAUUUCUUGCCUAGGUUGUUUAUUUGAAUUUUUCUUACUAUAAAUAUUUAAGGUGGUUUUACUUUAUUUUAAUAAUUUAAUUUACCCCAAAGUCCCUAAGGUAAUUUAUUGGAGGUUGAGACAUGUAUUCUUGCCGCUGGGACAAUGCGAGGCUUCUAACACGAUGGACAGGCAUGGGGUCCCCAUGUGGACGAGGCAGCUUAGCAGCCGAGCUCUGGUCUUCUGGUCAGGUGUGGAGGGCCCCCCAGCAGAGCUGGAGCCCUGUGGCAUGCUCCCCCAACACCGCUGACCACUGGCCUCAGAGUGCUGCUUUUCACUCAGCACCUGGUACCUGCCCGGCCCCGACAGUCAGUUUGUAAGCGCUCACCGACACGGUGGAGGGCUGGACCGACGUCACCACUUCCCAGACAUUCUCCACUUCCCUUCUCAUUUUCCUCCCUCCCUCUGACACCUUUUUUGAUGAGUCAAACAUGGAUUACCCGGGCUCUAUUGAGAGCAUGGAGAUCCCUUCAAGUUCCCCAAGUGAGAACCCACAGGAAAACAGGACUGAACUUUGAGAAUGUUGUUUAUUGCAGCUUUGCACAUGGACCUGAGAGUGUCUGUCAGCCUGCCUCAGUUCUCACCAGCCUGCCAGCCUUUUCACCAGCCUCUCUUCUUAGCCUUACGGCCUCUCACGGCUCAUCUCCCAGCCCCAACUCCACUGCCCACCCUUUCCCACGUCCUGUGUCAGCUCCCUGAGCCAUCACACGGAUUGCGACGGGGCUCACUGCGCUGUGGCGAGGAGGCCUCAUCUGGCCUCCCCCUUGGUGCCAGUGAACCCAUUUUGGUUGCACACAUGCCUGCACACAUGCACAUAUGUGGCCCUCCUGUCACUGGCUGGGGGCCCAGAGUGGAAAUACCAGCAUGAAGCAGAUUGACAGGAAUUCCCCAUCAGGAAGACCAAAAGCCAGCAGCUUUGCUAGUUUGCCCCCAGGACUCAGGAGACACCUCUGCACUCCCCCCUGCCAGCUCCCUGUCCUGCCCUUUCAGGGUCACCUGGACCAGCUACCCAAAGUCCAUCUCCAUUCCCUAGUGGCAGACCAUCAGGUCACGUCAGUCCGACCAGCCACUUGUUCAUGCCAUAGUGACCUGUGUGGGCAGACAGGCAGGCCCAUGGGGCCUCUGAGAUGCCACUGCUCCCCACCAAGAGGUCAGGGCCCCUCCGAGGUUAUGUCCAGGUGAGGGGAUUCAGACCAGGCCACAAGCCACCAGAGGCCUUCUGCCACUUCCCCGAGUUGCAGAGGGCCAGAAAGCCUGUGCUCUCAGCCUUGGGGAGAAAUCUUCGUGAGACCUGAACCCUACAGCCUCCCACCGCGCUCAGCCUUACCAUCGUCCUCGUUCAAGACUGUCCUUGCCAUCUUCAUUGUCCCAGCGCCUGGCCACCUGGCCCCAGCCGGUGUUAGAGGCUCCAGAUCUUGGUUUUCAAUAAAGUCCCAGUUUCUACUUCCUGCA
Diceros bicornis minor is the source of this 7824-nucleotide messenger RNA. RefSeq names its product suppressor of glucose, autophagy associated 1 (gene MTCL2). Lineage: Eukaryota; Metazoa; Chordata; Mammalia; Perissodactyla; Rhinocerotidae. The transcript has 15 exons. The record is from RefSeq and is a predicted model, not a curated record. Gene Ontology annotation, biological process: regulation of autophagy; insulin receptor signaling pathway. Bases 351 to 5321 code for a protein of 1656 amino acids.